Messenger RNA from Caenorhabditis sp. 36 PRJEB53466, 1063 nucleotides. Lineage: Eukaryota; Metazoa; Nematoda; Chromadorea; Rhabditida; Rhabditidae. The record is from the annotation of a GenBank genome assembly.
AUGGAGUUCGGGAUCUAUCAAUUGCUCCACGCGGCACUUUCCCUUUUCGGUAUUGCCAUCAAUGUCUUCUUGCUAUUUCUGGCCGUCUCAAAGUCGCCGAAGAUUAUGCGUCCAUGUUCCGCACUCAUUACUAACAAGUCACUCACUGACAUCAUGUCGUCACUGGCCAACUUUUUUGUGAUGCAAAGGUAGGGCUCGAGUGUGGAAUCUACUUUGAAAAGAGUUCAGAAUCAUCACUGACGGCUCCUCGGUUACCAUAAUCCCGACGGGCCCUUGCACUGACUUUGGCCCGGUCGCCUGCUACGCCGGCCACAUGUUCAUGAGCAGUUUCCUGGAGCACAAUCUGAUCUGGCUGAUCGCCUGUUAUCUCUUCCGCUACUAUAUCCUCUACGUCCGCGAUCCGUCCAUCAAAAGCAUUAUCUUUGCCGCGUUCCUGGUCUACAUCCCUUCGCUCGUUCACAUGGCCGUUUGGAUCGACUUUUUCGCGUCGGAACAAAAGGAAAUCGCUCUGGAAGCAGGAAAUUGGACCACUUUCAAUGGUACUGACGAGAAUGAGAUGAUUCUAACUGGCUCGGUGGUAUACUGGUCUUCAAUUGUGAUUUUCGUCCAACUGGUCAUCACCUCUUUUCUCGUUGUCAUUGCCUAUCUUUGGAUUCGUAACGUUCUUCUCAACUUCAUUCUGAGCAUGGGCGCCGACCUCUCGAAGGAUGUCAAGAUUCUCAAUAAACAAUUGGUCAAGGUGAAUCUCAACUCUCAACUUUGUGAACAGAAUUCCACAACUUUGAUCCAUCUUCAGAUCCUGACGUUCCAAGUGUGCAUUCCCAUCUGGAUCUUCCUCGGCGUCCUCUUCUUCCUGGCCAUGUACACCGGAACCUUCCGUCCGGAUUACCUCCAAUACGGAAUCACGAUCGCUUUCAUGCUCGCCCCCGUCAUUUCCCCAUUUUCUUACAUCCUUUUCGUCCCCCAUUAUUGGAAGUUUUGUACAGGAAAACCAUUAAGGAACUCGUCGUCCGCUUGCAUCACUUCUUCCAAUGCCGGAAGUGCUGAGAAGAGUGCCUCUUAA